Molecule: messenger RNA, 1447 nt
Organism: Astrephomene gubernaculifera
Lineage: Eukaryota; Viridiplantae; Chlorophyta; Chlorophyceae; Chlamydomonadales; Astrephomenaceae
Source: the annotation of a GenBank genome assembly
AGCAUUCGCACAUAGUAUUACCUCGGGUUGACGCGCACACGUUCGAUGAUUCUAUCGCUUUCGUGAUGAGGUGUCUGUCAGUUCUUCAGCGCUAGUGUCGCGACAUCAACACUGCCAAGCCUUCAACUAGUUCAAAGAAUUAACAAAAUAACAAUGCACCCUUCUCAGCGUUAGCGACUUAUACUCUGUCCUAAGAUGACGCUGCUAUAGCGGCCAACCGCCGGACCAACAGUCUAACAAGAUGCGGCCGGCCGCUGCGGGGGCUUGCGUGGCCGCGGCUGCCGGGUACGCGGCAUCUGUAGCGGCCGUCCGCGUGCGGAGACAGCUGCGCGGCGGGACGCUGGUGGCCCUGGCGGCCGGCGGCAACGGAAGCCACGUGUUCCCCGCACUGGCGAUUGCUCAGGACCUGCAACGCAGCGGCGUGCAGGUGGUGCUGCUGGGCGAGGGACCGCCCAGUCUGGAGUCCGAGGUGGCGCAGCAGUCCGGCCUGCCGCUGCUGGCAACCCCCUCCGUGCAGCUGCGGCCGCCCCUCAGGAGCGCGGCGAACCUAGCCAGCGUACUCAGGUUCCCGCUGUGUGUUGCGUGCAGUGCCUGGGCGCUGCUGCGGUGCGCCCCGGACGUGCUGGUGGGCACCGGGGGGCGGGUGGAGGUGCCGGCAUGCCUGGCCGCAGCGGCACUGGGCAUACCUCUGUUGCUAUACGAGCCGAACGCCAAGCCCGGCGCCGCCAACCGGGCCCUACACUGGCUGGCUUGCCGUACCCUGUUGGCGUACGGCAGUGCGGCGGGGGAGCUGCGGUUCAAGGAGAGGUGUCAGGUGGUGGGGCCAGCAGUCCGGUCCGAGGUGCUUGCCUACGCCCCUCCCUGCGACGGCGGCACAGCAGCCCAACAGCAGCAGCAGCAGGAGCAAUGCCGGCGGCGGCAGCGCUGCCGGGCUCGCAAGUCCCUGGGUCUGCCCGCCGGCCGGGGCGCUCGAGUGCUGCUGGUGCUGGGCGGCUGGCGCGGCUGCGGCUACCUCAACUGCGCGCUCAACAACGCACUGCCGCAGCUGGCAGGCGUGCCAGGUUUGUUCGUGCUGUGGCACACGGGUGCAAAGCAGCACCGGGCCUACGCGGAGGGCUACGCGGCCAGCCUACCAAAUGUCCGCUGCGUGCCCCACCUGCCCGACAUGGGUGCCGCCCUCGCAUCCGCGGACCUGGUGCUCAGUCGCGCGGGGGCGGCCACGGUGGCGGAGCUGGCGGCCUGUCGCACCCGCGCGCUGCUGAUGCCCUCGCCGGCAACAUGCGAGCAGCAGCAGGAGGCGAAUGCCAGGGUGCUGGAGGAGAGGGCACUGCGUGCUGUGGCCCAACCGCCGCAGGUCUGGCGGAGGUUGUACGGCAGGUGGAUGUGGACGAGUACGGCAUCGCACCCCGGCUGCUGCCGCUGCUGCUGGCGCCGGAGGGAGGGAGGA